AUGGCAUCACAGGCCGAGUGCCACUUGAGGCACUUGCCAAACUCAUACGACAGCGAGGGGAUCGGCCCAUUGGACCUCGACACCCCGAGCAAGGAGGCCUAUGAAGCAGAGGAGGAGAUCCCGCUGGUGGAUCACGACGAUGAUUUUGGUGUCGUUGUUCCUCGGACACAUCCUCGAGCACGGCAGCUGCCUGUGUGGCUCCGAUACCCCAGAAACAUCUUCCGUGCCUUGAUUCCAAGCUUCCUCAAGGCCUCGGAUCCGAAUGCCGUCCAGAAGCCGCUUCAUCCUACAGCAUGGCUCGAUGGUCUCCGUGGUGUAGCCGCCUUCUUCGUCGUCUGCCACCACUGGUCCCUCGUCACAGCCAACAUGAACAUCCAUCGCGGCUUCAUGAGCGACGACGACCCCAUGUUCAUCCAGCUGCCCAUCAUACGCCUCGUCAUCUCCGGCUUCUGGUCCGUCUGCGUCUUCUUCGUCAUCUCCGGGUUCGCGCUGAGCUACAAGCCCCUGAAGCUCCUCGGCCAGCACAAGACGGCCGAGUUCGCGACCGCGGCCGCCUCGUCGGCCUUUCGGCGGCACAUUCGCCUGUUUCUGCCGCCCGCGAUGACGACGUUUGUGAUUGCGUGGAUUUCGUAUUUCGGAUGGUUCGAGAUCCCGACGUCGGGCGUGGCCGUGCCGGCGCUGCGGCCGCCGCGGUUCGAUCGUGCUUACGACCAGCUGUGGGACUGGGCGAUGAACCUCAUCGGGCUGUCGGACCCGUUCGGGAGGAACUUGCGGAGGGGAGAGGGGUACCCGUACGAGCCUACGCUCUGGACGAUCCCGAUCGAGUUUGACUGUUCUCUGGUCAUCUUCCUCGCUCACGUCGCCUUUUCGAGGUUACGCACCCGGGUUAGGCUCGGCAUGAACCUCUUCCUCGUGGCGUACACCCUCUACUUCAACUACUGGCAGUACUUCCUCUUCCUCGCAGGGCUCCUCUGCGCCAACCUGCACUUCUACUGGCAGCCUGCCAUCGGCAAUAACACCCUGCCGUACGUGGCAGCAGCAGCAACCCCGGGACCACGUGGCCGCUUUGCCCGGCUGAGCUUCUCCCUCACAUCGUCACCAACCUACAGCGUAACCAAAAAGAUGCUCGGCACCCUCUCCUUCCUCGGCGCGCUCUGGCUCCUCUCGUACCCAAAGGGCACCGGCACGGCCGGUCUCUCGCCGGGCUAUAAGACGCUCGUCGCCAUCACGCCAGAGCGCUACGGCGAGGGCGAGUACCUCUGGAUCCCGCUCGCGUCCGCCUGGCUCGUCUUGUCGGUCGACCGGUCUCCGUUCCUGCAGCCGCUCUUCACGAACCGGGUGAUUCAGUACUUUGGCCGCAUCUCGUACGCGCUGUACCUCGUCCACGGCUCGCUGCUGUGGCUGUACGGGUGGCACCUCGUGCGCUUCUUCACGGGGCUGACGGGGGCGGAGACGAGCGGGCAGUUUACGUUUGGGGUGCUGUUGGCGACGUGCUUUUUCAUGCCUGGCGUGGUGUGCGUGGCUGACUUUGCGCAGAGGUAUUUGGAUGCCAAUGCUGUCAAGUUUGCGGCUUGGUUUGAGGGGAAGCUGAUUGACAAGAGGAGGGGGCCUAAGACAUGUGACUUGAGACGGGAAUCAUUCUUCCUCGAACGCAAGAUUCACAUCAUCAUGCCGAUGAGGAGAAAAGAACUCCUACCUUUAACACCAACCACUUUCCCGUCAAAGAAGGAAGAAGGAGAGAUGAAUAUUUCGCCGCCGAGUCCCCUUCUCCCCCCUUCUCCCCCCACAACGGCAGCGGCUUUGUCGGCCAUUCCGCGCGGGUCUACGGAAGGUUUUGUUGCCGCCAACAAGAACCCACGAGUUUCGGGCAGAGAUGCUCCAUCGGGCCAGGGACCCGAUGCAAGCCAGAUCCGUUUUCCUUUGACGGACGGACUUGUCGUCGCCGUCAUCAGCGGCAUCGCCGCGUUGUCGCACAGCGUGGGAGCCGCAUAUGUCUGGCCUUCCAAGUACGACGAGAUUGAGGAUAUCCUCUCAUUACAGACGGGAUACCGCAGCAGGGGUUUCGUCGAAGGCGUGACCCCUUGCUCCUUUGGCGGCAACAUCGCCGGCCGCCAGUUCGCCGCCGAGUGGAUCCGCACCGCCUUCCACGACGUAGCCACCACCGACGCCGCCGCGGGGACAGGCGGCCUAGACGGCUCCAUCUGGUUCGAGGUCGGCCGCGCCGAGAACGGCGGCGCGGCCUUCAACAACACCUUCAACUUCUUCAGCAACCUCUACUCGAUCCGCGCCUCCGCCGCCGACCUGCUCGCCAUGAGCGUCGUCGUCGCCAACGCGGGCUGCGGUGGCGCAAAGAUGCCCUUCCGCGCGGGGCGCGUCGACGCCAGCACCGCCGGGCCCGCGGGCGUACCGGAGCCGCAGACGCCGCUCGACACGACGCUGGCGACGUUUGCGAAAGCCGGCUUCAGCCAGAGCGAGAUGAUUUCGCUCGUGGCGUGCGGGCAUACCCUCGGCGGCGUGCACAGCCGGAAUAACCCGCACAUCACGGGCCUCGACCCGAGCCCGGACACCGUGACCAAGUUUGAUAGCACGUUUGACGACUUUGAUAACCGGAUCGCGACCGAGUACGUGCGGGGCAACACGUCGAACCCGUUGGUCGUCGGGCGCAACGAGACGCUCAACUCGGACAAGCACAUCUUCUCGUCGGACGGGAACAAGACGAUCAGGGACCUGGGUUGUACCAAGAACGGGUUCAGGACGGCGUGCGCCGACGUCUUUACGCGCAUGAUUGAUACCGUGCCCGCGACGGUGCAGUUGACGGAGCCCGUGGAGCCCGUCGAUAUCAAGCCCUACGUCACGCUGGCGCUGAGCGGCAACGGGAGCCUUGCGUUCAGCGGCUGGGUGCGCGUGAGGACGACGCAAGGGACGGGUCGGGACACUGGCGAUUUGGCCGUCCAUCUGAGCUUCGCAGAUCGAGGGGGCGAGGGUUCCGUUGUUGUCCCCGCGACGCUCGACGAAGGCGGCGCCACGCAUGGGCUCUGGGGCGAGACGUUCGCCUGGUACCAGUUCGAGACGGCCAUCAGCGCAGCGAGCGGUAUAAGCAGCUUCCUUGUCCACCUGACGACGCCCUCGAGCAACGCCACAUCCGUGUACAAGAACGACGGCAGCGGGUUCCCGCUAGACGACGCGCUGCUCUACCAGGCAGCCUCCUCUUGCGUCAACCGGACGAGCGUGAACAACGAGCGCACAUUCACCGUCACGGCCGCGGUGUUGAAGGAGCGCGCGGGAGAUGCCGUGACGAUGGACAUUGUGCGUCUCGUGCGGCGUUCCGAGGCGAUCCACAGGAGGCUCGACGUCGAGAGCGUCGAGCUCGCGGCGACGGGCGAGGAGGAUAGCGGGUAUGCGCUCUUCCAAGCCCAGGUGCAGCUUGCGACGAGCGGCUGGAGCACCAGCUUCGAUCUUGUUUUGGGAGGGGAGAAGGAGGUUCGGGUCGACUUUUUGAAGACGCAAGCUUGUCCGCGUAGUGUACCAAGAUCAACACGAAUUGGCAUCAUUACGCCCGUCGCGGCAAUUUUGAACUCUGAAACUAUCCAGGAUCUUGUCCCAAGGCUUCUGCUCAGACUGAAGAAGGACAAUAUACCAAGCGAACGCGAGACUGAGGCUACUGAGCAUAUGUUGCCAGGAUAUUGCAAGAAUGCGUGCGACGGCAUUCCUCAGCAGUAUCAGAGAGAAUACCAUAAAGAUACUAUCACUCCGAAGCAAGAGUGUAUGACCAGCAUCAUCAUAUGCUCGAGCGAAGACCACUUGUCUAGCUCGAACACAUGUGCCAAGUCGCACGAUAUGCUUGUGUUUGAUACUCGCAUUCCCCAGAAGUCACUUGCCGCAGGGAGAGUGGGAGCUGUGACGCAGGGGAAGACUCCCUGGUGCCUUUUGCCGAUUGUCCCCGCGCAAACCGCAUGA
Molecule: messenger RNA, 3957 nt
Organism: Colletotrichum lupini
Lineage: Eukaryota; Fungi; Ascomycota; Sordariomycetes; Glomerellales; Glomerellaceae
Product: WSC domain-containing protein
Exons: 13
Coding region: 1-3957 (1318 amino acids)
Biological process (GO): response to oxidative stress; polysaccharide biosynthetic process
Cellular component (GO): membrane
Molecular function (GO): peroxidase activity; acyltransferase activity, transferring groups other than amino-acyl groups; heme binding
Source: RefSeq, a predicted model, not a curated record